AAACAGUAGACAGAAUAUUAUAAUAGCAUAAUAGCAUUGUACUACUAACUGUGUGCAUGUCUCUCUCUCCUUUGUUUGAAACUAUAAAGACCUCACCUUGAACUCAACACUGAGACUGAGGUUGUUGAUCGAUCAAACCAAAUUAACUAACUACUAAUAAUUAAGAAGAAAUGGCGGGGAACGAUUGGGUGAAUAGCUACUUGGAGGCCAUUUUAGACGUAGGACCAGGCCUGGACGACGCCAAAUCCAAAUCCAAACCCAAUUCCAUAUCAUCUCUGCUUCUCAGAGAAAGAGGUCGUUUCAGUCCCACUCGUUAUUUCGUUGAGGAAGUCAUCACAGGUUUCGAUGAAACCGAUCUAUACCGUUCCUGGGUUCGAGCUGCGGCGACGAGGAGCCCCCAAGAGAGGAACACCAGGUUGGAGAACAUGUGUUGGAGGAUUUGGAAUUUAGCUCGUAAAAAGAAGCAGCUGGAGGGAGAGGAAGCUCAGCGAAUGGCGAAUCGACGUGUUGAAAGGGAAAGAGGCCGCCGUGAAGCAACGGCUGAUAUGUCAGAAGACUUAUCAGAAGGAGAGAAAGGAGAGACUAUUAGUGAUAUUUCAGCCCAUGGUGACAGCAACAGAGGAGGAACAAUGCCUAGAAAUAGUUCUGUUGAUGUAAUGGAAAACUUGGCUAAGCAGCUCAAAGAAAAGAAACUAUACAUAGUGCUAAUAAGUCUUCAUGGGUUGAUACGUGGUGAGAACAUGGAGCUUGGUCGUGAUUCUGAUACAGGUGGCCAGGUUAAGUAUGUAGUAGAACUAGCCAGGGCUUUAGGCUCAAUGCCAGGGGUUUACAGAGUUGAUUUACUUACAAGACAAAUAGCAGCUCCAGGUGUGGACUGGACAUAUGGUGAACCAACAGAAAUGCUAAAUCCAACAACAACAUCUCAUGAGAAUACAAUUGAUGAGGUUGGAGAGAGUAGUGGAGCAUACAUAAUUCGAGUACCAUUUGGCCCAAAAGACAAAUAUGUAGCAAAAGAACUUCUAUGGCCUCACAUACCUGAAUUUGUUGACCGUGCUCUCGUCCACAUUACUCAUAUGUCCAGAGUUUUGGGUGAGCAAGUUGGUGGUGGGCAAUCAAUUUGGCCUAUAGCAAUACAUGGACAUUAUGCUGAUGCAGGUGAUGCUGCUGCUCUUCUGUCUGGAGCAUUGAAUGUGCCAAUGAUCUUUACCGGUCACUCACUCGGAAGAGAUAAGCUUGAACAAUUAUUAAAGCAAGGACGUCAAUCAAGAGAAGAAAUAAAUUCAACUUACAAAAUAAUGAGAAGGAUUGAAGCUGAGGAGCUAUCACUUGAUGCCUCCGAAAUUGUCAUCACCAGCACUAGACAAGAGAUUGAAGAGCAAUGGCGAUUGUAUGACGGCUUUGAUCCGGUAAUAGAACGAAAAUUAAGAGCAAGGAUCAAAAGGGGUGUUCAUUGUCAUGGAAGAUUCAUGCCUCGGAUGAUUGUAAUUCCUCCUGGAAUGGAAUUUCAUCAUAUAGUUCCUCAAGAAGGGGAUGUAGAUGGAGAAUUGGAGAGAAAUGAAGAUAAUGCUGCUUCCCCUGAUCCACCAAUUUGGUCAGAGAUUAUGCGUUUCUUUUCCAAUCCACGCAAGCCUAUGAUACUUGCACUUGCAAGACCAGAUCCUAAAAAGAAUAUCACAACUCUAGUCAAAGCAUUUGGAGAGUGUCGUCCACUGAGAGAGCUAGCUAAUCUUACACUAAUAAUGGGAAACCGUGACAAUAUUGACGAAAUGCCUGGCACAAAUAGCUCUGUGCUUCUUUCAAUUCUAAAGUUGAUUGACAAAUAUGAUCUAUAUGGUCAAGUUGCAUAUCCUAAACGUCAUAAGCAAUCUGAUGUCCCUGAAAUCUAUCGUCUAGCAGCAAAAACAAAGGGAGUUUUCAUCAAUCCAGCCUUUAUUGAGCCAUUUGGGCUUACUUUAAUUGAGGCAGCAGCUUAUGGAUUACCUACUGUUGCCACCAAAAAUGGAGGUCCUGUGGAUAUUCUUAGGGUUCUUGACAAUGGUGUACUGGUUGAUCCCCAUGAUCAACAAGCAAUUUCAGAUGCCCUUCUGAAGCUUGUUUCAGAUAAGCAACUCUGGGGAAGAUGUAGGCAUAAUGGACUGAAAAAUAUUCACCUUUUCUCUUGGCUAGCACACUGUAAGACAUACCUAACUAGAAUAGCAAGUUGCAAACAAAGACAGCCUCAGUGGCAACAGAGUGAUGCUGAAAAUGAGAAUAUAAGAUCAGAAUCACCUGGUGAUUCCUUGAGAGAUAUACAAGACCUCUCACUCAACCUGAAGCUUUCAUUGGAUGGUGAUAAUGCUAAUUUAGAUGGCGAUCAAGACAACGAGUGUGAUCGAAAGAACAGGAUAGAGAACGCUUUUUCUACAUUCUCAAGGGGAGUUUUAGGGGGAAACCAAAAGUAUUCAUCAUAUGUUGAGAAAGAAGAUUUGUUAUUUCCAGCAUUUAGGAGGAGGAAGCAUGUUUUUGUUAUCAGUGUGGAUUGUGACACAACCUUAGAGUUAGUUGAUAUCAUUGAGAAAAUUGUUGAGGCAGCAAGGAAAGAAGAAGAAAAGGAUAUUGGUAUCAUAUUGUCAACAUCCUUAACCAUAUCUGAAAUUUACUCUCUUCUAAUCUCAGGAGGUUUUGCACCAUCAGAUUUCGAUGCAUUUAUAUGCAACAGUGGUAGUGAGCUCUACUAUCCAUCUUCAAACCAUGAACUAGAUAGUCCUUCUGGUCUUCCAUUCAUGGUUGACUUAGACUACCGUUCACACACUGAUUACAGAUGGGGUGGACAAGACUUGAAGAAGACUUUGGUUCGUUGGGCUUCUUCUGUCAAUAACAAUAACAAUAUAAAUGAAAAUGAAAAUCAGCAAAUUGUUUCACAUGAUGAAUCUGGAUCAACUCCUCAGUGCUAUGCAUUCCAAGUUAAACACCCCUCAUUGAUGCCUCCUGUCUCGGAAGUACAGAAACUAAUGAGAUAUCAAGCUCUUCGAUGCCAUGUCUUACUCUGCCAAAAUGGUACGAAGCUGAAUGUCAUCCCUGCCACGGCUUCUAGAGCUCAAGCCCUCAGGUAUCUUUAUGUGCGAUGGGGUAUGGACUUGGCAAGUGCUGUGGUGUUUGUGGGAGAAUGUGGGGACACAGAUUAUGAAGGACUGAUUGGUGGGACUCACAAGACGGUUAUAUUGAAGGGAGUUGGCAACGGUUCUCGUAUACUCCAUAAUAACAGGAAUUAUCCUCUAAACCAUGUUGUUACAUUGGACAGUCCUAACCUAGUUGAGACUCAACUUGGAAACAUAACAACAUCUCUGGGAAAACUCUAAGGUUCUCAAGUAUUAGACAAAAGCUUCAAUCUUUUGUUUUUGAUUUUUGUACAGCCCAAAAUAUAUACCAUAAACUCUCUUUCUCACCCUCUUUUGGAGGCUUAGAGGGGGAUAAUAAUGAUGGUGCUUUCCCAAAUAAGUGGUGGGAAUUAAUUAAAAUUCCUUUGAUUUAAACUCAACAACUUAAUGGUGUAAUGCCAGUGCCACAUGACAUGAAUAAUAAGUUUAGUUUAAUGAACUAUGUUUUUUGUUAA
Molecule: messenger RNA, 3592 nt
Organism: Cannabis sativa
Lineage: Eukaryota; Viridiplantae; Streptophyta; Magnoliopsida; Rosales; Cannabaceae
Product: probable sucrose-phosphate synthase 1
Exons: 13
Coding region: 171-3338 (1055 amino acids)
Biological process (GO): sucrose metabolic process
Molecular function (GO): sucrose synthase activity; sucrose-phosphate synthase activity
Source: RefSeq, a predicted model, not a curated record